Messenger RNA from Chara braunii, 4651 nucleotides. The record is from the annotation of a GenBank genome assembly. Lineage: Eukaryota; Viridiplantae; Streptophyta; Charophyceae; Charales; Characeae.
UCUGGUUACCGGUAGGGCUUUCCUUCUACAGUGCAGCUUGCUUGCUACUCUCUCUCUCUCUCUGUCUCUCUCUCUCGUUGUUGUCGACCCUAUUCUCCACCUUGCCCCCCCUGUUUGAUUGGGUGAUCUCUCUCCGGUCGUUGUCGUCAUCGCCGUCGCCAUCAGAGGGAGAGGGCGCGAAAUGCGGAUCGCUUUCUCGGUCAGAUCACCGCACGCUCGCGGCCAAGGCUUUGCGUGUGGAGUUUUGCACGUAUUGUUUUCUGGGCCAGCAGCUACACUGACUUCCACGGCCUUCUCCCAGCAUGCAGAAUAUCCGCCGGGGCUAUGCCAGCGCUUAGGGGAAGUUGCUGCUGCUUAUGGGGAUGGCGGCUUACCUUCUUCGUCCCCCCCUUCUCUUUCGUCCUCCCACUCCCGCUCUUCCUCCGCCUCCUGCUCCUCCACCUCCCCCACUUUCAAGUUUCCUAAAGCAUCGCAGAAGCAUUACGGAAACACGGGCUUGUCCCUGCCACCGUCUUCUGGAUGGCGGUGGCAAAAGCGCAAGGGCUUGUCAAAGCUCUGUGUUGCGUGCAAGAGGAGCAGUGAAUAUGACAGCCAUCAUCAUGCUCGCGGAGGAUCAGUGUCCAUGAACCAAGAUAUUGUGCUGUGCAAUGGAAUCGGGUUUCAGGGCAGCACAAGUUCGGCGCUUGUGCAGAAUGAGCGAGUGACACAUGGCAAGGAUGCGCUGGACAUCAGAUUGAGCAAUUUCUGGGAGGCAAUGGAGAGUGGCCUUAAAGAGCGGGUUGCAGGAGCUGCUGCUGCUGACAUUGCUGAGAAUGCGCACCAGUGCGAUGGCAGUUUGUGCAGUUCUUCUUCAUCGGUUUGCCGUGAUCGUGAGGGAGAAGAGGCUAGGCAUGUCCUCUUGGCGGUGGAUUGGACAGCAGUGCUAAGGAAUGCUGGGGGAGUUGCGGUUGCACUGCUCUUUGCAGGUGGUUGUUUCCUGUUUACCCCUCAGAAGUCUCUGGCUUUAGCUCGCAGUCGGGGCAGAGGUCAUGGUCAUCGCCCGACCUCGGGAGAGACCGCUAUGGUUGUGAUGGCAGGGACCGGUCUGAAUGCGGAAGGAAGACGGGGGAUUCAACUUGUGAGCAGAAAGAAGGCGGAGAUUGCCAACAGGUUGGAUCUUGCAGCGCUUGGGGAGAAAGCAAUUUUAAUGACGGAGCCUCUACGACAAUUGAUUGCAUUAAAGCCUGACGACAUAGGCCCGAGGCUUCUUCUUGGGCAGGCUCAGGUGAACUAUGGGGACUACCAAGGUGCAAGGAAGACAUAUGAAUCCAUUUUGGAACUGGAUCCGUACCAGCCAAUCGCACUGCAGGGAGUUGCAGCCUUGAUGACAGAACUUGGAGAAGGGAGCCUAGUACUUGACAUGCUGGAAAAGGUGGUUCAGCAAGCAGAGGAAAACAGUCGCAGUAAGGACGUAACGAACUUGAAAAUGCUUCUAGGCCAGGUGCAUACUGUUCAGGGUAACAUGGAGGCAGCAAUGCAGCUGUACAAUGAGAUCAUAGAGCAAGAUGCAAAGGACUUCAGGCCUCACCUCUCCAAGGGUCUUAUCUACAGCAUUAUGGGCCAGGUCGAUAAAGCGGAUAAAGCUUUCAGGAAAUUCAGAGAGCUUUGUCCUGAGGAUUUCCCACACCGGAAGGUCAUGAUGGAACUCAUCCAGCGAGCGAAAAGGGAGGCGGAAAGUGUGGAGUCUUCAUCUGGCGGCAAAUGGGCUUCCGCUAAGGAUGCCAAGUAGAGAGAGGUGUGGACAAAAGAAUGUGGCCGUACUCGUUCUCGAUGAUGAUGGGGAGCAGUGAGUACCUCAGUCAUUUGUAUUCGAACUUGCAUCCCUGAGCAGUUCUAUGUGUAUUCCGAUUUACAUUGUUUGAGCAAUUCCAUGCGUGAUAUUGCGUAGGCGUAAUGUCUGCGGCGGCGAGGUCUCCUCAUGCUAUCAGCAGUGGUGGCCGGCCCUGUUGCACAUUUGGUGGACGGUAAAAGAGGAGGGGAGGAGCGGUUAUCGCGGAGUGGGAGGUUUGGAUCGCUCUGUGAAUCUUUUCGAUCGGUGUAGGUUUUGCAAGCAGCUUGGGGAUGUGUCACACCCGUGGGUGCAUAAUAGACAUGUUGACGACGGAAUUGGGCGCAGUGGUUUGUGGGAACUGUAGGGCGGACGAUCCUGUCCGUCUGUGCAAAAUGUCAUCCUAUGCGGGAAGAUUCUUUUAGCUGCGUGUAUGGUGGGAGGGUGCCUGGCGGUGGAUCUGACCACGGGAGCGUAAAUCAGUUGGAACACUUAACCUAGCGCAGCAACUCUGAAGAUGCAGGUCUUGAGAGCGGGUGCGUCGACCGUAGCAGCCGCCUAGCAAUGGGUCGCCUUGCAAAUCGAACCCUGUCUGCCGAGGGCUGUGAUGUGAUUUCGUCACAUGCGGCUCCACUGUUGGGCAGGCAUAUCAUCACACAGUGGAGGGUGGGUGGCUCACAGUGACAUUGACAGUAGCAGCCCAGCGAUGGGCCGCCUCAAAAAUCAAACCCUGUCCAUCCAGGGCUGUGAAUUCUGCACAUGCUCAUCCACCGUUGGGAAGGCAUAUUACGGUGGCAGCGGCAACAGCAGCAUCUAGCUACACCAGUGGAUGCAGGUCCAUUGCUGUAGCAGCUUUAGGAGAAGCUAAGGUGAUGAUGGUUGGGAAGCUCGUCCGUAGAGCACGGUGCCAGUCUGCGGAUGAGCAACAUGCAUGCGCGUUGUUGAAUAGUUUUGGCCCGGAGAUAUAUCCGCUACUGAUGAUGAUGUCCACAUUUUUUCAAUCUUACGUGGAGGCCCACUUUUUUUCCACCUUGCGGGGGAUCUGAAGUCGUCUAACAUGCGCAGAGAUGGGGCCUCGUUCCACUACUCGGCAUUCUGAAUGCAUUUGUCUUCUUCUGGUUCUCGAUCUUGUCGAUUCAGCCGACCAGCAAUUGUGUUCUGCAGUCUUUUGUUUUGUCGGUUUGAAGUUCCAAACUACCUACCGUCUUCACCCGAAUAGAACGCCCGGUCAUUUAAAAAAAAAAAAGCGCGCCCGGUCAUUAUAGCUGUAUUUGAGGCAACAUUCAGUCUAGAUACAGUGAUAAGACCGGCCGGGUGUUCUAUUCGCGCGAAGACGGUAGUCGCUGGGAGAAGGACUGCGAGGAAAUACUGCUGCUGCUGCUGCUGCACAGGAAGAAAGGCGUUCUAUUCGGCCUUUGCGUGUGUACUUUUUAUGUGACAUGGACAAAAGUUAACAACUGGAUUCAGAUUCUUACCCUUUUCAGUGUUUUCACCUGAAUCAAACAUACACCGGGGGGUCAUUAUCGCUGUAUCUAGUCGGGAAGUUGUGCCGAAUACAGGUGUAUUGACCGGGUGUUAUAUUCGGGUUAAGACGGUAGUUGCAAGGAGGAGUAAUACUGGAGCAGCAGCUUGCAAGGGGGAUCAUGCCCGUUAGAUGACGAAACGGAACGGAGGGGUGCAGUUGCCGGCAGCGGGUGCGUAAUUCACUUGUUAUGAGUGAGUAGGGGGAGGAUGAGGGUUGCGAUAGCCAAAGUUUUACGGAUGUCGAGUUGGAAGUUGGAACGGAAUCUAGUGGUGGCCGUGCGUGAUGCCUGGUCAUUAUCACUGUAUCUAGUCUGGAAGUUGCACGAAAUACAGGUAUGUAUGAUGACUGGGUCUUAUAUUCGCGGGUUAAACCACAAGUGUACACAGCGCCAGCCUUGCAGUCCGAAACUUGUCGCCACAAGAAAAUGAAGCUGAAAUGUCAAACGUGGGGCCCGCCAUUGAUGAAUUCGAUCGGCGGUCGCAUUUUCGUCUCGUGCCUCCAGAAUUUCAGGCGUCACGCCCGCGGCCCAGGUGGCCAUGUACUGAUGCUGCUUUAAGACGUUAGAUGCUAGUAAGGAGUAAUGCUGGAGCAGCAGCUUGCUUGGGGAUCACGCUCUUCCGAUGACAGAACAGAACGGAGGGGUGCGGUUGCCGGAAGUGGGUGCGUAAUUCACUUAUUUCGAGUGAGUGGGGGGAGCGAUGAGAGUUGUGAUAGCCAAAGGUUCCCGGAUGUCGAGCUAGCGGUGGCGGUGACGGUGACGGUGGCGGUGACAGUGAUGGUGGUCGUUGUAGGAAUAGCGGUAGUCGUGGUAGUACAAGGGAGUAGCAGUUUUGGUGAUUUUGCCUGAUGGCUAGAGCCUAGAAGCAGGAACAACCUGCAGCAGAGAUUGUCACGGGCUGUUUUGAAAUUUUGAGUGAACAGUGCAGGUCAUGACUGCCAGAGGCCCGCAGCCAAGUGACAGAUCGCUUGGGCUACACUUGCUAGUGAGAGGGUCACACUCAGCUUUGUAAGAAACUGAAGCGUUGGAAUCCAUGGGUUUUGUUAAGCACCUGCUGAGCAAGAAGAGGAUGCACAGCAGGCAAAGAGAUGGGAGAGGGGGAGGUGGGUGGGAAGUAGCGAUGGGGAUGGCAAGGCGCGAAAGCGGGGAAGGAGAGGGGAGAAGGGGGAUGCAAGGAAUGAGGGCACAGCUAUGAGUUGCUGCUACGCGUGCCCGUGGCAAAAAAUGUUAAGUGCUGUGGAAUUCAACUGAGAUGAGAGAAAAAUUCAGAAAAUGUGUUUCCUAAUGGCUGUGGUCUCAUCCCAUAGAGCCAUUUUGUGAU